CUCUUCCAUCUCUUGCCUUUCUCUAUUAAUAACACUUAUAUCCAAUUGCACCGGAGAAAAGAAAAAGUUCGAGGAAUUAGUUUCCAAGAUUUAUUAGCUGAAUAUCUUUUUCUCCCUUUUUUCUUGCUUCUGUUCAAGUUCUUACUUCUUCGAGUGGCAAUGGAAGUAGAGGACGAUUUGUUUUUCGCAGACUUAAGCAAGCAAAUAUCUCUUCUCAUCAUGGAUGAUAAUGAGGACCCUGUUGCAAGAUGCCCUUCAGUUUCUUUCCAGGCUUUCCCUAGAGAAAACUAUCCAACAGCAUCUUCCCCAUUUUUCUUUGAGCAAAAUUGUAGAAGAGAAAGCAAAGGAACUGGAGUCUUUAUCCCUCAGUCGACGCAACCAAGAAGAAAGCACAGGCAGGGAAGAUUCAGUUCAUUCAACUCAAAAUCCCACAGGCAUCAUUAUAAAGCAAGAACAGUUUCUCAAGAAUCAUCUUACAACCAUUCUUUUAGCUCCAAAAAAGGCUAAGAUGGAUUGAUUAUGGAUACAUCUCCAUCAAGUGUAAAAUUCAGUAAUCACUACUAAUCUCUUCAACAAAGUGCUGAGGCAAGGGUUUCUGGUUUUAUUAUUAAUACAUAUAAUUAUAUGUACAUUAAAUUAAGCGUUCUUUAGUUGGUGUUGGGGAGGUACACUAAGGUUUUGUGUCUCUCCAGUGAUGAAAAUUAAUGUAUGUUUGUUGUUGUUGUUGUUGUUGUUGAGUAUUAUAUAGGAUAAGCUUGUCAUGUUCAAUUAAUGCAAUUAAUUAUUUGAUUUAAUAUUGAUUUUACUUAA
Molecule: messenger RNA, 810 nt
Organism: Mangifera indica (mango)
Lineage: Eukaryota; Viridiplantae; Streptophyta; Magnoliopsida; Sapindales; Anacardiaceae
Exons: 2
Source: RefSeq, a predicted model, not a curated record